Molecule: messenger RNA, 390 nt
Organism: Vigna radiata var. radiata (mung bean)
Lineage: Eukaryota; Viridiplantae; Streptophyta; Magnoliopsida; Fabales; Fabaceae
Product: glucose-1-phosphate adenylyltransferase large subunit 1-like
Exons: 4
Coding region: 59-322 (87 amino acids)
Biological process (GO): glycogen biosynthetic process
Molecular function (GO): glucose-1-phosphate adenylyltransferase activity
Source: RefSeq, a predicted model, not a curated record
ACAUUCUAUUGUUGGUUUGCGCUCACGUUUAGAGGCUGGUUCAGAGCUUCAGGAUACCAUGAUGAUGGGUGCUGACGGCUAUCAAACUGAUGCUGAAAUUGCAUCUCUGCUGGAAAACGGGAAGGUUCCAAUUGGUGUUGGAGAGAAUACCAAAAUCAGGAAGUGCAUCAUUGACAAGAAUGCCAAGAUAGGAAGAAAUGUGAUAAUUGCCAAUGCUGAUGGUGUUGAAGAAGCUGACAGGCCUGAAGAGGGAUUCUACAUUAGAUCUGGCAUUGUAGUUGUAGUGAAGAAUGCAACUAUCAAAGAUGGAACAGUGAUAUGAAGGAGCUUGUUGCAGUGAUUUGAAGGAGUUUGUUGCAGAAAGUGUAGUAGGAUUAGUUUGCUCCAUUG